AUGGCAACAGAGGACAGGGAGAUGAUGGAAGGCCGGGGGGCAGGAGAAAGCUGCCCAACCUUCCCCAAGAUGGUGCCUGAUGACCCCAUGUCCGAAGGGAAGUCAAAGGCUUCUUUGGCCCAGGAGGCAGAGUCCCCCAAGCCAGACUCGUCCUACGACUACCAUGAGGAGAUGGAAACUUGUGAGGACAGAGGCUGCCCGGGGCCACCUAAGUCACUCUCCUCCAAGGCCAGCCCCGCCACCACCAAGGGCCAGGAGGGCGAUGGACCUGAACGUGCAGAGCCGCCCCUGGCCCCAGCCGCAGCGGCGCCGGGGACCCCAGGGCCCCAGCGAAACGACGAGAUGGAGCUGGAGAAGAUGCGCAUGGAGUUCGAGCUCGAGCGGCUCUGGUACCUGCAGGAGGAGAACGAGCGGCAGCGGCAGCACGAAGAGGUGAUGGAGCAGCUGCGGCAGCAGGCGACGCCCCGCCUGUUCUCGGGAGGCCUCCAGGAUCUCCUGCUUCCCCAGAACCAAUUCGCCAUGUUCCUGUACUGCUUCAUCUUCAUACACAUAAUCUAUGUCACCAAGGAGAUGGUCUUCUUUCUCUUCUCCAAGCACUACCUGUUCUGCAUCGUGGCCAUGUUGCUCUGUUUGAUUAAAACUUUAUGGUCAUACUUCCAAUUGCCGUCUCCCCCGGGGCCGGCCAGUCUUAUGAUCCAGCGGAUCCUCCUGGGGAGGCCGGGCCGGGGAGAGGGCGCGGGCGCCGAGCGGCGGGGGCAGCGGGCGGGCGCGGCGACCGGGGCCCGGGCGGGGAUCCGGGCAGCGACCGAGGCGGCGGCAGCGCCCCGGGCCCGCCGCCCCCUCCCCUCGGGUGGGGGGAGUCGCUGCAUGGGGCCGGGGGGUCGGCCGUGCUGCGCUGAGCGGCGGCGGCGGCGGACCCCCCAGGCGGGCUGGGGCUGA
Messenger RNA from Lagenorhynchus albirostris (white-beaked dolphin), 939 nucleotides. RefSeq names its product transmembrane protein 247 (gene TMEM247). Gene Ontology annotation, cellular component: endoplasmic reticulum. The record is from RefSeq and is a predicted model, not a curated record. NCBI's taxonomy places the organism in Eukaryota, Metazoa, Chordata, Mammalia, Artiodactyla, Delphinidae.